Messenger RNA from Durio zibethinus, 2725 nucleotides. RefSeq names its product protein BASIC PENTACYSTEINE4-like. NCBI's taxonomy places the organism in Eukaryota, Viridiplantae, Streptophyta, Magnoliopsida, Malvales, Malvaceae. Gene Ontology annotation, biological process: response to ethylene. The record is from RefSeq and is a predicted model, not a curated record. Gene Ontology annotation, molecular function: sequence-specific DNA binding; DNA-binding transcription factor activity. Gene Ontology annotation, cellular component: nucleus.
CCUGCCACCACCAGACAGGCAGAUCUUCUCCUCCACUAGCAACCACCAAGCCAACAUACAUGACCUUCAUCAUUAGUUAGAAGCAAUCAAAACCUUGUAGGAGGGAUAGAUGGAGAAAGAGAGAUGUUACAAUCUCAGCCAAAGUGUGGUGAUGAAACAAUAUCAAACCAACCACCAGUAGGAAUUACGCAUUCAUCAACUUGUUCAGCAUGUGCCCCAAGUGAGCCCCCAUGAAGAUUCAACAUGUCAGCUAAUGGUAAGGUAAGAGAAGCAGAGGAGCUUCACAAUAACCAUGGAAUUAUAUAAUGUAUGAACAUUAUAUAUUAUUCAAGUUAAAUACAAUAAUUUAAUUUAGGAAUAAUAAUUUAUUAAUUUGGACAAAUUAAAAAUUUUUUAGCCCACACGGCCAAAACGCAUGCGUUUAGUCCCUACUCCUGGGACAAGAGAAAGCUAGAACGCCGUCGUUUCAGCCGAAAGCCAAAUAAUUAUUUCCAUUUUCAAACCUUCACACAGUCAUUUAAUGUUGUCUCUGGCUAAUAGCUAUCGAACCCCUCUCUUGUUUUUUUCCUUUUUGAGAACGAAAUUUCAGGCAUCUUCGAAUCAUUUCUCCAUUUAAAAGAAAAAAAAAGAAUAGCAUGUGGUACAUGCCUGAAACUUAUUUACUUUUGUGUUUGCAUUAAAGUUCAAGGAGAGGAUUGGCUUGUGAAAAGUUUUUAACUCAAUUCAGUCAGAGUUGAUAUUAGAUGGAUGGUGCUGGGCAACAAGAAAAUGGGAGAUAUAAGCUGGAUUACUACAAAGGGGCACACCCUCCGUGGAGCAUGAUGCCACAACAUCACAUGAAGGAACAAAAUAACGCCUUGGUCAUGAAUAAGAAAAUCAUGUCCAUACUUGCUGAGCGGGAUGCUGCAAUUCGAGAACGGAACAUUGCCGUUUCUGAAAAGAAGGAAGCCCUGGCUGCACGAGAUGAGGCCCUCCAGCAGCGGGAUAAGGCACUUGCUGAGCGGGAUAGUGCUUUAAGGGAGAGAGAUAAUGCUUUGGCUGUGCUAAAGUAUAGGGAAAAUGCCAUGAACUUCCCUAUUGGUAGUGGUAUUCAGCGUGGAGGAAAACGCAUGCACCCCACAUACCAUUCAACUGAUGUGGGUGAAACUCACAAUGGUGAAAUGCACAUUACUGAUGCCCUCCCAGUAUCUACCAUUGCUUCUGAAGAAGGCAAGUCUCAUCCUGUAAAGCGGACAAAGGAGAAUAAAGCCAUUUCAUCAAAGUCACCACGAAAGACGAAGAAAGUGGCUGAGGAUUUAAAUAGGCAAGCUGGUACUAAGGUAAAGAAGUGUAAAUCUGAGUGGAAUUGUCAGGAUAUUGGGUUGAACAUGGUAAACUUCGAUGGAACCACAAUGCCUGUGCCAGUUUGCUCCUGUACAGGAGUUCCCCGGCAGUGCUACAAGUGGGGAAACGGUGGGUGGCAGUCAUCUUGUUGCACCACAACCAUGUCAUCAUACCCAUUGCCUCAGAUGCCAAACAAGCGCCAUGCUCGAGUAGGUGGCCGGAAGAUGAGUGGUAGUGUCUUCACAAAGUUGCUUAGUCGGCUGGCUGCUGAAGGCCAAGAUCUUUCAAUGCCACUUGAUCUCAAGAGCUACUGGGCUAGACAUGGGACAAACCGCUACAUCACCAUCAAGUAGCUUGGGAACUAACUUGGGCAUGGAGUAUGUUUCUGCCUUGGAGCCUCUCACUCUGGUGCAGUCUACCACAAAGAGUCGAUGGGACUAGGAUUGAAUUGCAUGAAAAUGGAUGGAGCAUUUUGAUGGGCGGAUGUUUCCUUUGCUCCAUUGAUGUAGGUUUUUUAAUUCCUAAAAUGUUAAUUCUCCUAUUUUAACGGAGUCAAAAUGGCCAGAACAAAAGUGGUUCUUUUAUUUUCAGUCAAACUCGUUUUCCAUUGGUAAUCGUUACAAUCCAAAUGGUCUUCAGCCAUCCCAGAAAAAAGAUUUAUGUCAUGGAUGCAAACAGGCGCGUCUACACCUUUGUCACAAUUCUAUGCAACAUGGGUUGAACGAAUUAACCAUUGCAAAAUGCUUAGAUUACGAACACAUCAAUGAGAUUGCCACGCGUUAUAAUAAAUCAACUGUCAAUUCUCGUUGGGUUGAAUUGAUAGCACCGGUACAUGUGGAAUGCUUGACAUGCCAAUUGAAAUUAAAGUGAAAUCAGGGGUUGAAAAACCAGUAAAAAUUACGGUUUCGAUGGUCAAGCGGCAUUGAGUUCGGCUCAGAAGCAUCAGAUUUGAUAAGUAAUGACUGCAACAAUAUCAUCGAAACUUAUCAUGUUUGUGCUCAAGUUUGUUGGCCCAAAUAUAAUUCCAAUACUUAUCAGAAACGAACGAUAGGAUUAGGAGCUUCAACAAGCUGCUCCUCAGACAAAACAAUCGAUGUGGCUAAACCAAUAUCAGCCUUUUCUUUCAUCUGCCAAACUCAAGAAUCUUCACCCUCUUCAUCAGCAGCAGCACCGCUACCUUCUCUUUAGUCAUUGCAAUGAUAGUUCAAUGGGUCUUGUAUGGCCAAUGCCCCCGGCUUUCCGUUGGAUAGUCUACAGUGCUUCGGCCAUAACCUCGCUGCCAAUCCUCAUAUGAAUCACCUUUCUGCUCUUUUUCAUAAGCUUCCAUUCAUGACCGAAAUCACAAAAAUGUGAAGAUUCGCGUAUAACUUACAGGAUAUUAUUUGUUUUUAUCCAAAAUUUU